Messenger RNA from Nasonia vitripennis (jewel wasp), 3336 nucleotides. RefSeq names its product Fanconi anemia group J protein homolog. Bases 270 to 3122 code for a protein of 950 amino acids. The transcript is spliced from 16 exons. Gene Ontology annotation, biological process: double-strand break repair involved in meiotic recombination; nucleotide-excision repair. Gene Ontology annotation, molecular function: ATP binding; hydrolase activity, acting on acid anhydrides, in phosphorus-containing anhydrides; DNA helicase activity. NCBI's taxonomy places the organism in Eukaryota, Metazoa, Arthropoda, Insecta, Hymenoptera, Pteromalidae. Gene Ontology annotation, cellular component: nucleus. The record is from RefSeq and is a predicted model, not a curated record.
UGCCGAUGUUUUUGUUUUUUGCUCGUUUUGUGCAGACUAUCAUCACGUUGACGUUCGCAAGCAAGAUUCUCGAUUAUGAUAUUCGGCUGCGACGGUGAUGCUGCUUGUCGUUUGUUUCACCGUGUUUUUUGCCUGCACCUAUUACGCUCACAAGUACCUGUCAUCGAGUGCGAAGCAGUAAGGGUGACUGAUGUUUGCCAUUUUUGAGCGGAGCUGUCAGAAAUAAAAAUACUCACAACAGAGAAAGGCAUUUGUCAAACAAAGCAGCAAUGAGUGACGAAGAGUUUGAAGAUCCCAGAGGUGCAAACAGUCGCUGGAUGAAGACUGAUGUCAAUAAGGUAUUGACUCCAAAUAAAGGAGGUGUAUUUCGUUGGAAAAGAUCAACUCCAGCAAGCGUGCCUGAAUCAGUUCAAAACAAUGAAAAACGAGCAAAAGUCAAGAUUACCCAAAAGCAAGAUCCUCCUCCUCCAGAAGUUGUAGAACUGACUGAUGAUGAGGAUAAUUCUGAAACAAUUGAUAUCAGUGAUGACAGUGAUAAACAGUCACCUUCAAAGAAUACAUCGGCUGCUAAUGCAUCAAUAUUUUCCAAUACCACGUUAGAGUCUAGUGUUGAAGAAUCAUCGCAAACGGAGAUAAAAGUAUAUGAUGCACCACUGACACAAGCAGUUGUUCCAGAAGCAUCAGUGGUAAAGCGUGCCACAGUUUUUGUUGGAGAAAAAGAAAAACCAAGACCAAAAUAUAUACAUGAAAUAAGAAAUGAUGCUCCAUUACCUCCGGGUAUGCCACCAGUAAUAGCUGGAGUUCCAGUAAAGUUUCCAGUUUCUCCAUAUAGAAGUCAGAUAUCCGUCAUGAAUGCUGUCAUCAAAGGAUGCAAAGGCAAAGAACAUUGUUUAUUGGAGAGUCCAACAGGAAGUGGAAAAACCUUAGCUCUAUUAUGCGCUGCCUUGGGAUGGCAGGAAAGCUUCGAACAGAGUCAUCUGCUCGAUGCGGCCAAAAAGUUGAGGAAUCACGAUCCCGACGACCCGAGCGGCCUGUGCCAACCUGGAAAAUCUGUGGAUGAUUGGAAAGCGAUAGAAUUUGACGAAACGAAAGAAGCCAACGAAAAAAAGAUUCCGAAAAUUUACUAUGGAUCGCGGACGCACAAACAAAUCGAGCAGGUCAUAAGAGAAUUCAGGAAAACCGCUUAUGCGCACAAAAACAUGACGAUAUUGAGCAGCAGAGAGCACACUUGCAUACAGAGUCCUGUGAAAGGCAUAAGUAAAACGCAACUCUGCAAUAAUCUGCUCGACCCUGCAAAAAAAACGGGAGGUUGCGAGUACUACAAAGAGAAUAAUAAACAAGCAAUAUCGUGUAAUAGCGCGUUGUCCUCCUGUGGUCUUAAAACGCCGUGGGACAUCGAAGAUCUCGUGGAUCUGGGUAAACAAGAAAAAGCAUGUCCGUACUUUGCCGCUAGAGCUCUGAUGGCCGAGGCUGACAUUAUUUUCUGCCCUUACAAUUACCUCAUCGACCCGGUCAUUCGAGAAACGAUGAAAAUAAACUUGAACGGUGACGUAGUCAUCGUCGACGAGGCCCAUAACAUAGAAAGUAUCUGCAGGGACGUGGGAAGUGCCGAUUUUCGCGAGGAUAAUUUAGGGGAAGCUAUAGAAGAUUGCAAACUGGUGGCCAACCUUCUCGUACGCAACAAUGAGUCGUAUAAAUUACUUGAGCAGUAUAUCUCAUCCAUGCUGAAAAUGAUUCAAGAACAGCAAUUACCGCAGUCGACUAACCAAUACGAAGACGUGACUAGCGCGUGUUGGACCGGCGAGCAGACUUGGACACUGUUCAAAAUGCACAAAUUGGGAGGCCCGGCAUUCGCAGAAUUUGAAGUCGCGUGUAAGAUAGCCGUAAAGGAUUAUAACGAGGUGAAGGAAGAUAUAAAAGAGUCAAAGAUGGCGGGUCAUCAGGAGGAGGAAUACGAGUAUGAUGAAUUUGGAAAAAUGAAGAAGAAAAAGAACAAAAAAAAGCCAGCCAUUACUUUUGUUACGAAAAAGCUUCUCGAGGAGCUUCUCAGUUCACUUAAAAAUAUUCAGCACGCCGAGUACAGCAAAGAUUAUCGUUGUACCAUUUCGCAGUCGUAUCACAAAGACGCCAAAGUCAAGAUGGAAGAAAACAAGUGGACCUCGGGCCAGGGGGGUCGUCGUCUGCGUACCAUCAAGUUCAUGUGCAUGAACUCGGCUAUAGUGUUCUCCCAGAUGGCCAGAGCGACUCGUUGCGUGAUCCUCGCCUCGGGCACACUGUCGCCCACCUCGACCUUCGAGAGCGAGCUUGGUACCAAAUUCGUUCACAAGCUCCAUGCGAAUCACGUGGUCCCAAGGGAUCAAGUCUACGUCAGAGGCAUAGCCUCAGGACCCAAAGGUACCACCCUUCGGGCCACGUAUAAGAACGUGCAGAUGCUGCCUUUCAAGGAUGAUCUCGGCAGAUUGGUCUUAGACGUCUGUCAGACUGUCCCUCAUGGCGUGCUUUGCUUCUUCUCUUCAUAUUCGAUGAUGCUGUCGCAGAUAGAUCGUUGGAAAGAGACCGACAUCUGGUACGAACUACAGCAAUGCAAACACAUUGUCCAGGAGCCAAGGUCAAACAACGACCUCGAGGACAUUAUGCGCGAAUUUCGCGAUGUUAUACGUGAAACUGCUGACCGUGAGGCAGCUUGCGGAAUUAACGGCGCCUUACUGUUCGCCGUAUUUCGAGGUAAAGUCGCCGAGGGUAUAGAUUUCAGCGAUAAUGAGGCCAGGGCCGUACUUACUAUUGGCAUUCCAUAUGCAGUACAAAAUGACCCUCAGGUCAAACUGAAGCGAGAGUAUAACGAUAUGCAUCGUAAUAAGGGUUUACUACCUGGCGGUGAGUGGUAUUCCGUUCAAGCUUACAGAGCUCUGAAUCAAGCUCUUGGAAGAUGUAUCAGACACAGGAACGAUUGGGGAGCAGUUUUACUUGUGGAUGAAAGAUUGAUGUGGCCUGAUAGUAUAAAUUAUUUACCAAAAUGGAUUAGAGAAAUGAGAAGAGAAGGGGCGAUUUAUGAUUUGAAAAGUGAGUUGAAAGAAUUCGUCAAAGAACAAAAAAUACGUGAUAGUGAAAGAGCCAAUAAUUAAAUAUUUUUACAGAAAUUUUAAAAAAUCUGUCAAAAAUGGUGCCUCAUAACUUGAUAUAUUUUUCUAAUAUAUAAGUUUAGUUGCGUUAUUGUUUAAGCGCUUUUAUAUUUUUCAAAGCGAUCGUUUUGUUAAAAUAUUAAUCGUGUACAUAAUGUUUCCUUGGGUAUACAAGUUUUUAUAAUCUAAACUCAAUAAUAAAAUACAAACGAAUAUA